GCAGCGCUGCGCAGCGUAGCGCAGCGCAGCUCCCCGCCAUGCAGACGCGCACAGUGGCUGGUCUCCAACACGCAGUGAGCACCUCCUGUUCUGCCUGCUGCUGGCUUCGCUGUCGUCUGUGAACACCGCGGCUCCUUCAGACCUGCACCUAUUUACAAGAAAGCAAAGCAGCCUGUUUUCAGACGGUUUUCUUGUUUUUUAUGAACGCUCAAGGACUCGGAGUUUAUGUUGUGAAUUUAUUACGCGUCUUCAUCCCUCGGUCUCAAGUUGAAGCGAGCAUGACAAUGGUGCAUAGCGGGGUGACAGCAGCAUAAUGCGUUUUCGGGUUUUUUCUUGACUUUAUGGAAUGGGUUCUUUGCCAGAGCAGUCAAAGAAGACUUCAGUCGCUCAUUUUUUACAUGCUCGACUUAAAUAAAUAUAAGUCCAUAGUUAAAUAUCCAUGUCUGUGUGCUGCUAAACCUCAAGUGCCUCGUCCAGUCCACCUUUCAGCUGCAGAGCAUCUCUAAUUGGAGCGUCUUUAAUUGAUGGAGAUCAUCCACAGUGAGCUCUGACCACGCCGUCCAACAGAACCCAAGCUGUAACAGGACGCUGCCGCUCGUAUUGGAUGCUAUUGUCUUUCUUCUCCUCGCCUACGGCGCGUCUAACCCGGUUCAAGGAUCCCUCUCUCUCGUUUUUUUGGUAACAAUGCCGGUGAACGCGCUGCCCCGAGGCGGCAGCAGCGGGAUCAGCGGCCCUGGAUCCCUGAGCCCCGUUUCCUUGUCCCGCAGCUUGACCCGGCUGAGGGAGUACCGCACACGGACGAGGAUCAUGCUGGCUCUGGGAGUCUCUCAGAUGGUCCUGGGGAGUCUCAUCCUGGCGGUCAGCUUUGCGGCUCUGGCGCUCACCACAUCGCCCAGAGUGCGGCACUCAUGUCCAUUCUGGGCAGGUUUUUCUGUUCUGCUCUCUGGACUCAUUGGAGUGGUGUCAUGGAAGAGGCCGCUCUCUCUUGUGAUCACAUUCUUCAUGCUGCUGUCUGCAGUGUGUGUAAUGCUUAACCUGGCGGGCUCCAUUCUCUCCUGCCAGAACGCUCAGCUCGUCAACUCCCUGGAGGAGUGUAAGCUGGUACCGUUUGACAACGACGGAGUGUGUGUCUGCUGCGAGCAACAGAAGCAGACCACCGGCUGCAACAACCAAGUAGAGACUCUGAAACUGAACCCCCUGCGGGACUGCAACACCAUCCGCCUUCGUCUCAAGGAGCUGCUGUUCAGCGUCUGUGCCCUUAACGUCAUCUCCACCAUUGUCUGCGCUCUUGCCACCGCGAUGUGCUGCAUGCAGAUGGUGUCAACUGAUGUACUGCAGAUGUUCAUGCCGCACCGAGCCCGAGCCUUAAAUGCUGACUGUAUGACCCCACAUGGAACCAUCCUCCACCAGACGCUGGACUUUGAUGAGUUCAUCCCUCCCAUCCCUCCACCACCUUACUACCCUCCAGAGUACACUUGCACGCCCUCAAUGGAUGGACAAAGAGGCCUGCAUCUAGACUUUCCACACUCCCCCUUCAGCGCCAUCUAUGGGGUGCCAAUAAACAGCCCAGGAACCCUUUAUCCAACUGACCUGCCCCCUCCUUACGAGUCUGUGGUGGGUCAGACACCUGCCAGCCAGGUCACCACGAGUAUAGAGCAACAAGCCACUGAGUCCAGUCUGUGUGACAGAAACACCACAGCAGGAUUCAGCACACAGGCCUCAGUUGACAGUGCGUCGCUGAUGGUGUCAGAGAUGGCUGACCAGGACCAGACCUGCUCCUCAGAGGACUUGUGCUCCCUGGAGGUCCAGGGCUCUGACUCAUCUCCGUUUGGCACGCUGCAGACUGCCCCCACUGAAGGAAGCUGCACCAGCCUUGAACUCUGCACGCGUAUCUCUUCCCGUCGCCAUCGUGACAUGCCUAACACCGAUGCACGCCCUAGUGACACAGGAUACAGUGAGUCCUCACACACCCAGGACUCACUGGAACGUUCACCGGAUUGGUCCUCAGAAAACUUUAGCAACCUGGACCAGGAGGAUUCUGCUGAGAACACACAUCCAUGUGAGGAACUCAGGGCUGCAAUGCACAUUUGUGACGAGCUGGCCUCAGCCAAACAUUUACCAGAGGAGCCACCAAAAGCCCAGACACAUUCCUUAAUCAAAGCGAGAAUGAUGAGCAGGAAGCUCACGUUACCUGUAACUAUCCCCCCACCGCCGCAGCCUUGCUCCCCCACCUCCGUGGCUUCGUCUGGGGGAACUUCAGCCAUCAGCCCUUUGGCUCCUUCACCUUCUCCUUCUCCUCCUAUCAGGCAACGAGGCCCCAGGCUGUGUUUUAGCGUUUGGUCUCCCUCCGCCACGUCACAGCCCCCCUCUACCUCAGGCCAGAGUGGCCAGUCACCCUCAGAGAGGCCUCGGGCGCACAGAGCAGCCAGGAGGUACCGCAAACUGGCAAGAAUUGUCCGUUCCACCAGUGACCCUAUAUCCUGCUCCACCACAACAGGAAGGCAAAACUGUGGCUACACCAAUGGAAAUAACCCAGCUGCUGCAGGUUCAGCCCGCACUUCUCCAGAACAGGAGCCAAGAGAUGUUUCGGCAGAAGUAGUCGGAGCGAAACCUGUCACAAAGCAGCAGCAGAAGGAGGGCAGGAAAGUUGACAUACACCUUAAACCUCGAUCCCUUCACACACACCCCUCCCACGAGCGUCCACACUCGCUGGCUGACCUUAAGAUGUACAAAGACACAAAAAUAUUAGUGGCCAAAUUUCUGGAGCACUCCAGCAGCAGUAGUCUACCUCCAGAAGUCCAGCAGGUUGUCAACAACAUCAAAUGCGUGAUCAAGUCGGACGAGAAACACAUGGAAGAGGCCAUCUUCAGUGCCAGCGUCAUAGAUCAGGUAAUGACCCAGCGCAUCAUCGGCAGUCCCAGGAAACGGGAUCAUGAGGAUAUCCAUCUCCAGAGCUGCGGUGCUUUGAGUUCCUCCCCGUCCCCCUCUAUGUGCCGUUCCAAACAUCACCCACAGAAAACCAGCUCCACAACUGACCCACAGGGCUCCCCCUCCACUGAACAAAGCCUUGAGUGCAGAGAAACUAUUCUCUGACCACUUGGGUCAAGACUCUGAGGGCAUUCUGGUGUGCUGAUGUUGCUGCCCUGUGCAGCAGAUGACUGCAGAGUAAAUAAUACCUCUCCAGACGUUAUGGGAUCAAUGUUUGCUCAGUGUGGCUGUGGUACAAAGUGUCUGAAAUGCUCCCAUACUGCUAGCAGUGCCCUGCGAGACCGUUAUAAGUCAUCAGCAAAAUUGGUAGCAAACUCCGUCAGAGUCUGCCAGUGUCUGUAGUGGCUUCUUUCUCAUCCGAAACAAACAAAAGAAUGUUUUUCUCCCUCAGGGGACCUUUUCUACUGAAUUUCAUCUCCAUAUGAAAAGAAACUAAUAACCCAACGGGUAAGCCUGAAUAUGCGACGGAGAUGGAGAGACAUCUCUGUUGUCUGUAUUCCUCUUGUCCUCAUGAAAAACAAAGAUAAAUAUGUUUGUAUUAAACUGUGAACUGAAAUGAUGGGAUGGGCACUGCUGGCCAUUGUUUGCUGACUUGUGGAAAUGUUCCUGAUAAGGUGGUAAAUAUUUUGUGGUUCAAAAACAUCACAAAUGUGGAUUAUUUAACUUACCUCAUUGUGUUACAAUUCUUAUAAGUGUUACAAUAAAAUAUCCAUUUUUAGUUUUGA
Molecule: messenger RNA, 3713 nt
Organism: Girardinichthys multiradiatus
Lineage: Eukaryota; Metazoa; Chordata; Actinopteri; Cyprinodontiformes; Goodeidae
Gene: entrep2
Product: family with sequence similarity 189 member A1
Exons: 12
Coding region: 685-3093 (802 amino acids)
Cellular component (GO): membrane
Source: RefSeq, a predicted model, not a curated record